CGCGCCUUUUAUGUAAUCCCACAUUUUCAAUUUACAAACUUUGUGAGCUGAUUAAAUGAGGUUGGAAGUUGAAAACUCUUUGUAUUCCGCUUCUGGCGUUAAAAUGCUCACGUGCAGUUAUACGACAGAAAUUGUGAAUUCAUGGAGACAGCUGAGCCUGGUACUGGUGAAUCUGAUGAAUCUGUUGAAGCAUGGUGGGAGAGUUUUCUAAAGCAAAAGAUUGCUGAUGAUGAGUUGGAUGCAGAGUUGCGAUCUGUAUGGGAAAAUUGUGUUCAAAGACGAGCUAAAUUUGCUCAAGAAGUCAAACAAAUAGUGGAAUUGUAUCAACCUAUAGAUAAGUUAAUUAACUCUAUACUAAGAUCUGAUCGUGAACAACGAGGUCAAAGUCUCUACAGAGAAUGGGGUAAAAUACGUCGAAAAGAAUGCCUUCUAACUUAUUACGAUAACGACACAUUUCGUGCCACUUACACUCAAAAACGUUAUAUAAAUAGCGCUACAAGUUUUCUUCAGGCUUUAGUUUAUAGAAUUAUUCCAGAAAAUCCACAAGUUGAAGUAUAUUUACGCGAGCAUGUUACUCGUCUAAUUAGUAUUGGUGUUGGUCCUGGACCAGAUAUUGCUGCUUAUCUGGCCUAUGCACGUUGUCGUGGUUUCAAUCAACGUAUUAUUUAUUAUGCUAUUGAUCAAUGCUCUGGAUGGGGUAAUUAUUUAACAGUAUUCGAUCGUCAAUGGUCAUCUCAAUAUAAAAUAUCUGUUUGGUUUAAACAAUCACGUAUUCAUAUUCGUGAUGAUAUUGACACUUUACCAGAUGCUGAUAUGAUAGUGUUUAGUUUUGCUAAUACAGCUUUAAUGGCUAGUAAUAUUUGGCCAUUGUUACAACAACGUUAUCGAUUUAUUAUUGUUUUAGAUGGAAUUAAAGAGGUUGUUGUCGAUAGUUUCUUAAAUGCUGGCUUCAAAGAUAUCACACUUACUGAACGUACAAAAGUUUAUUAUCAUUUUAAUGAAAUUCUUCCAUCUUGAGUAUUUAUUUUUUUUGUGUGUUCAGUUGAAUUGUCAUCUUAUUCUUGUUAUCAUACAAAAUACACAAUGUUCAUUUUGUAUUAAAGUUUUUCAAUAAAACAGUUUAUUAUUAUUUUUUUACAAAUUUUUAUUAUUAUUAUUAUUAUUAUUAUGCCCUGGUUAUUUUCUAUUCUAUUUUCUUCAUUUUCUUCAUUUUCAAAUUUUAUAUUAACCAAUUUUUUUUGUUUUAAUCAUCUUCCCAAAUUAUUGUGUUUUUUGUUGCAUAAUAAUAGAUACAAACAAACAAAGAUUGUUGUACAAAAUGUUCUAUUUAAUGAUUAAUA
Schistosoma turkestanicum is the source of this 1340-nucleotide messenger RNA. The record is from the annotation of a GenBank genome assembly. Lineage: Eukaryota; Metazoa; Platyhelminthes; Trematoda; Strigeidida; Schistosomatidae.